CUCCCAGUUCCUCCUGCCGUAGGUUCCUCUUUCCCAAGCAGAUAAGCACAAACGAAGGGAGGCCUCCUUUCUGCAAGGAGUGCUCAAAAUGCAUGCUGGAAUGCAGGCCCCUCCAUGGCUCCUGCUGCUCCUGUUUACCCUGCCAGGCACAGGUUCAGACCCUGUGUUCUGCUUCACCCAGUAUGACGAGUCCUCUGGCAAGUGCAAAGGCCCUCUUGGGGGAGACAUCAGUGUGGAAGACUGCUGUCUCAAUGCUGCCUACGCCUUCCAGGAGCACAGUGGUGGCCUCUGUCAGGCAUGCAGGUCCCCACAAUGGUCACAAUGGUCUUCAUGGACUCCUUGCUCAGUUACAUGCACCGAGGGGUCCCAACUGCGACACAGGCGCUGUGUGGGCAGGGGUGGGCAGUGCUCUGAGAAGGUGGAUCCUGGAACUCUUGAGUGGCAGCUACAGUCCUGUGAGAACAAGCCAUGUUGUCCAGAAAUGGGUGGCUGGUCUGACUGGGCACCCUGGGGUCCUUGCUCUGUCACCUGCUCCAAAGGAAUCCAGACCAGGCAACGAGUGUGUGAUCAUCCUACUCCGAAGUGUGGGGGCCACUGCCCAGGAGAGGCCCAGCAAUCACAGGCCUGUGACACUCAGAAGGUCUGCCCCACACAUGGGGCCUGGACAGCCUGGGGUCCCUGGGGCCCCUGCUCAGGAUCCUGCCUUGGUGGAGCUCAGCAACCCAAGGAGACACGAAGCCGCACGUGUUCUGCACCAGAGCCUUCAAUCCAGCCCCCAGGGAGGCCCUGCUCAGGACCACCCUAUGAGCACCGGACCUGCACUGGCCUGCCACCCUGCCCGGUGGCUGGUGGCUGGGGGCCAUGGGCUCCUUUGAGCCCUUGCUCUGUGACUUGUGGCCUGGGCCAGAUCCUAGAACAACGGACAUGUGAUCGCCCUGUACCCCGUCAUGGGGGCCCCACCUGUGCUGGUGAUGCCACUCGGGCCCACAUCUGUAACACAGCCGUGCCUUGCCCUGUAAAUGGGGAAUGGGAGGAUUGGGGGAAAUGGAAUCACUGCAGCCGUCUGAAAAUGAAGUCCAUCAGCUGUGAAGAGAUCCCAGGCCAGCAGUCACGUUCAAGGAACUGUAGAGGCCGCAAGUUUAAGGGACAGCCGUGUGCCGGGAAACUCCAGGACAUUCGACACUGCUAUGAUAUCCAUAACUGUUUCUUGAAAGGUUCAUGGUCAGAGUGGAGUACCUGGAGUCUGUGCACACCACCAUGUGAACCCAACCCCACCCGUGUCCGCCAGCGCCGCUGUACAGCUUUGCUCCCCAAGUUCUCGCCUACAGUUUCCAUGGUCGAAGGUCAGGGUGAGAAGAAUGUUACCUUCUGGGGGACUCCACGGCCACGAUGUGAGGAGCUACAGGGGCAGAAGCUGGUGGUGGAAGAGAAACGGCCAUGUCUACAUGCGCCUGCCUGCAAAGACCCAGAGGAGGAGAAACCUUAAAGUCCCUUGCUUCCAUUCUGGUCCCCUAACCUUACAGACCUCAAUAAAUCAGCCUUUCUAGACUCUUCUAAGAUUCCUUAAAGAAAGGGGGUUGGGGUUGGGACCUGUCCCCAUUCCUGGAAUUAGGGCAAUAUAAUUUUCUAGAGUAUUUUCUAGUAGUGGCCCAUUGUGAAAUAUUCUGUUUUAGUGUGUUUACAGCUUGGAAAGCUUGAAAGCAGUGUCCAGCCCCACCCCAUCUUUGCCAGGACUAUAAGGGAGUGGGACUUGGGGGGAAAGCAACAAGGUGGGUUUUACCAUUGGCUACUCAGCUUACUGGGAACCUUUUGAUUGGUCCUUGUGCUAUUUAGUUGCUGUCUCCUACUUUAUGAAGUUUCCUAGGUUCCCACCCACACACCAGAGCCUCUCAGCUGGCAGAUCUGCUACAGUGAUGAAUUGGGUGGGAUGUGACCAGAGUUGGCACCCAGCUGAGAAAGCACCUGCACCCGCCCACUAAAAACAGCCUAGCUCUAACACCACAAUUACCAACAACAAAUAGCUGGGGGAAGGGGCACUGAGGAGGUGGCUAUGAUGCAGUUUGAGCUAGGACAAGGGUAAAGAGAAGCUAGAGUUAACAUUGGCCUGGAGG
Messenger RNA from Acomys russatus (golden spiny mouse), 2111 nucleotides. RefSeq names its product complement factor properdin (gene Cfp). The transcript has 9 exons. Lineage: Eukaryota; Metazoa; Chordata; Mammalia; Rodentia; Muridae. Bases 89 to 1486 code for a protein of 465 amino acids. The record is from RefSeq and is a predicted model, not a curated record.